Messenger RNA from Polypterus senegalus (gray bichir), 5427 nucleotides. It is a transcript of the gene lrrn2, whose product is annotated as leucine rich repeat neuronal 2. NCBI's taxonomy places the organism in Eukaryota, Metazoa, Chordata, Cladistia, Polypteriformes, Polypteridae. The record is from RefSeq and is a predicted model, not a curated record. Gene Ontology annotation, molecular function: protein binding. The transcript is spliced from 2 exons. The coding region runs from base 1008 to 3179 and encodes 723 amino acids.
ACAGAGCCUGGAACUAACAACAGCAGAGAGAGAGAGAGACGAGGGAGGUGGGGGCACUCCGAGAGAGAAAGAGAGGCGGGCACGGAGAGGAUGAGCUUUUGCUCACAGCUGCCAGCAGAGCAUCUCAAAACACUAAAAAAGAGGAUUUCUCCUUCUUUUUUUGUUGGUCGUGUUUGCCCCCACAUUAUUUGCUUCACCCCCGCCUUACCAGAACUCACCAUCACGAUCACAAGUAGCAGCAGCAACAGCAGCAGCAGCAGCGGCGGCAGCACCACCACCUCUCCACCCACUGCUUUUCUUUCUCGGGUUAUUUCCCCGCAGCCUGGCAGACGUACAGAUGCUCAGUCGGAGAGAGCCAAAUUGGUAGAGGAGGCGAAGGAGGCAAGCGGCAUCUCUAGUGUGUUCAUGAGCUGAGUGAUGUCAAAGCCUGCAUAAAGCCACGAGAUUUAAAACAGCACAAAGAGCCUGAGGGGGUCACCAAGACAGGGUGAUGAUAGAGCUUCCCAAGCUGGACACAAUGUGCUCGUGCAAAUGUCUGCUUUCACCUGAGCUCCACAUAAGACCGCUGAAAUAAUUGGAGCGUAUGAUUGGAUGUCGCCAUUAGAAUAUUUUACACGUUUUUUUCUUCAGUAUUAUUCUAUGUGCUUUAGUAAACACAGAUUUGUGUGACAACCUCACCAACAGUUUACACUUUACAAGACUCCAGAAAUAACCUUGAAUCAAAGAGAUCAAAGUGCAUCUGACAGUUCUGUGUUUGACAGUGCAGAGAAAAGUCACUUCAGUGAAUUGAAAAGGAACUCCAAAAGAGCAGCCGGAUAUCAGUGUGUGCCUAGUACACUGUGGUUUUAGCAUAACAACCAGACUCUAGAGCAGUCAGCUGAAUAUUUGAACAAAAUAUUUUAAACAAAGCAGUCUGGACAAUUCAAGUGAAAAAGCAGACCUGUAUACAAAUUAAUUCCGAUAUAUGCAGGUCUUUUAAUUUAUAUUGAAAUUAAAAAAUAAAAAAAAUGAAAGAAGCAAAAAGAGUGCUGCAAGCCUACCUGGUCUUGAGUUUUGCCAGAGCAUUGGUCAUCCAAUCUGUGCCCUGGAAAGUACCUUGUCCAUACCAGUGUGUGUGUCAGAUUAAACCCUGGUAUUCCCCUCGAUCGGUCUACCGGGAAGCUCCCACUGUGGACUGCAAUGACCUUCUUCUGUCACACCUUCCUGCUGCCCUUCCUGCUGAGACCCAGACUCUUCGUCUGCAAAGCAAUCGGAUAAGCUCGCUGGAUGAAGCAGAGCUCCAGGGCCUCACCAACUUGACUGAACUAGAUCUCUCUCAAAACAGCUUUCUCAGUGCUCGUCACCUGAGAAUAAGUAACAUGCCUAGGUUGUUGAGUCUGCAUCUAGAAGAGAACCAACUGAAGCACCUGCCAGAUUCAGCUUUCGUGGGUCUGCCAGGUUUGCAGGAGUUAUACCUCAACCACAAUCAGCUGAGGAACAUUUCACCGGGAGCCUUUUCAGGCUUGGACAACCUUUUAAGACUUCACCUCAACUCCAAUCGACUUCGCUCCAUUGACCGCCGCUGGUUUCAUGCUCUACCGCAACUGGAGGUUCUGAUGAUAGGAGGCAAUCCAGUAGAAGUUAUUCAAGACCUGAACUUCAAACCCCUGUUUUCCUUGCGCAGCCUUGUACUUGCUGGGAUGGGCCUCAAGGAACUUUCUGAAUGGGCAUUGGAAGGGCUGGCAAAUUUAGAGAGCAUUUCAUUUUAUGACAACCGUCUUACAAAAGUACCCAAAAAAGCCUUAGAGAAAGUUCCAGGGUUAAAGUUUCUAGACCUGAACAAAAACCCAAUCCAGUUGAUCUUACCUGGAGAUUUUAAGAAUAUGCUUCAUCUUAAAGAACUUGGACUUAACAAUAUGGAUGAGCUAGUGUCUAUAGAGUACUUUGCCUUGGAGAACUUGCCAGAGCUAACAAAGCUGGAGAUAACCAAUAAUCCACGCCUGUCGUAUGUCCACCCAAGGGCCUUCCAGCAUCUGUCUAGCAUGGAGAGCCUAAUGCUGAACAGCAAUGCUUUGAGCGCCUUACACCGACAGACCAUACACUCCUUACCAAGCCUUCAGGAAAUUAGUUUGCACACCAACCCAAUACGCUGUGACUGCCUGAUUCGCUGGGUUGGAGCAGAAGACGACAGACCUGUUCGUUUCAUCGAACCCCAGUCUACAUUUUGCUCUGAGCCACCUGAGCUGAAGUCUCGGAAAUUGAAGGAAGUCUCUUUUCGAGAAAUGGCUGACAGCUGCUUACCUCUGAUUGCUCCAGGAACCUUCCCUUCUCACAUACGGGUGAGGCCAGGGGGUAGCCUGACUCUUCACUGUCGAGCAUUAGCAGAACCAGAACCUAGCAUCUACUGGGUCACUCCGACAGGUCUCAAACUCGCAUCCUCUACAAGUGUUGGACGAUUUCAGGUCCAUUCUGAAGGGACUCUGGAAAUCUAUGGAGUCGUACAAGAUGAUGCCGGCCUGUACACUUGUGUGGCCCAUAAUCUCGUGGGGGCAGAUACCCGCAGCGUGAAUGUGAAAGUGGAUGGCUAUAGAAAGACCCUGUCAGUAAGCAACAAGAGAAUGAGCAGCAGCAUAAAGAUGGAAGUACAAGAGGUCUCCUCUCGUUAUGCCCUAGUAUCAUGGUUCAUCGAUCGCAAUGUGCCAUCUGCAAAGCUCUCUUGGCUCGCAAAUGGAAGUCUAGAGGACAACCAUCUACACAGCACUCGGCUCCUUGCAGGAACCCAAGGAUUCAACCUCACCCACUUGCAGCCUGAUACUUUGUAUAAAGUGUGCCUCCACCUUGGUCCAAACGACACCUCUUGUCUAUACCUCAGGACUAAAGAGGCCCCAGCCCCACCCGUUUCACCUGAUCUAACUCCAGCCAUUCUUCUGACAGCUUUUGCUCUGCUCUUGCUGCUAGCUGUCAAGGCCUGUCAAGGGGAAAUGCCGGCCGCAUUUAAGGAGCCAGAUCCAAACAUAGAACGACCAAAGAAGCCCCUCAUCGGCCCGCUAUACUCCACCAGCACAGAUUGUCACAUGGUCAUACCACCACCACCAACAGAGCGGCAGAAUGCAGCACAAGACACCAAAAUGAGUGACACUUGUGACAGGAUCCAAAAGGACAUCUCUAUUGACCAGAACAACAAGUCGGAAGCUUCAUGAGUUGGGCAAAGCUGAUAUGAUGAUGUUAAAAAAAAAAAAAAAAAAAAAAACAAAUAAACAUGUCUGUGAGCGAGUGACAAAGAACUAAAGUCUUCACUUUAGAAGGAGUCCAUCUGAACAAACAUUAUUCUGAAGAAAGGCGCCAUUAUAUUUUACUUUUUUAUUGAUAGAACAUAUGAAGAAAUUGGCCAUGAAAAACUUUAUAUAUAUAUAUAUAUAUAUUUAUACAUAUAUAUAUAAAAAUAUAUAGCUCUUGUGCAUAGGGUAUAAUGGGAUGGACUGUGAGACGUGAGGUUUAUUAUUAUGAUUAAAAGGAACAAAGAGGGGAAAAAACAGUGCAGUGAGAGACGCAUCCAAACGAUUACCUGGCUGGAUUUUGGUGAGUGGAUGAAGAUGGUUGCUGAGUUCCUUUCUGAAAUUUCUAGCGUGUAGAUGUCCUUUGAUUUGCUAGUGACACAUCCAUCUUCCAUUACUCCAACAUCAGGGAUUAGAGCCUGUUGGAAAGAUGGCUAACAGGUCAGUCAGGACGUUUCCCAGGCGCCGCCAAGGACCAGCAUGUUGUGACACUUGUUAAAGGCCACGCAACUUGGCACAAUUUUGCUGUGCUUCAUCAUGUUUCUAUAUGGGCAGGGAAGGUGGUCAUUUAAAAUCUGAGUAGUAUGGCUUUGCUAUCUCGUGGUCCUUGAGAACUGGAAAAAGACCAAGAAAGGCUCUGGUGUUCACACCCUGAAUUUAGCUGGACCACCCUGGUGUGUCUGUUCAUGAGGGUUUAAAAGGUGUGCUUUUGAAUCUCCCUGAGCUUCAUUUAUGGAGGACAGUGCAAGUCUUGACUCAAGGUAAGUUGUGGCACUGUAGGGAGAAGUGCACCUACUGUUGGGAUCUGGCAGCCAAAACAUGUUUGAAUUGUAAGUGUGAACAAAAGAAUUUAGAUGGCUGCCAGUAUGACAUGAACUGUGUGGACAACCAAGACGUGCUCUUUGCCCUCUACACUCCACCAUAGUCUCAUUUGGUUAUACCUUGUCCACUCUGACUGCAGAAAACUAUUGAAUGUGGAGGGUGACCAUCCUGUUCAUCAUCCACUGCCUUUACUUUUUUCCAUCUUGUCCUCAUCUGAGUGUCAACUCAUGACAAGCAGCCCUUCAGAUCGGAAGGCCAUUUGAUAAAUUUUUUCUGACUUAAUUCAAAAUGUUUUUCUAAAGUGGAAGGAUGGACACACCAGUGUUUAUAUGAAGAUGUGCCAGGCCAGGCCUCUCCUGUUUCUUACUGCAGGUUAGGUUAAUUGGUGACACUAAAUUGGCCCAUCUAGGGUGAGUGCGCCUAUCUAGGGUUGUUUCCUGCCUGCAACCCUUUAUUAGAUUACGCCAGCUUGAUAAAGGAUGGGUAGCGUCUGUGUGAUUUCAGGACUGGCUAGAUAAUGGGGAAGACAACUAAGAGGAAAACACAAAAGGAAUGGCACUGCAAAUGGGCUGACAACCUCAUAGUUACUCUGAUCCAUUAGCUGAAAGUCCAAUAUUAAUUGAUGAUUUUCAAAGUGAUAAGAGAAAGGAGAAAUUUAUAUAGUGUGCUUUUCCGGACAUAAGGCCGAUAUUGAAUUACGGGAUUGACUGUCAGGUGUUGUUGUCUUUAUUUUACUUUUUUUCUUGAUCCCAGCACUUAUUUCUAUAGGCUUUUGGCUUCUGUUCUUUGUGUUUCUAUUUUCUAGGCUCCAUCUUUACACGCUUCGAGCAAAGUCUCUUGGGGCAUUGUGUGUUUUUUUUUUGUCUUUGUUUUACAUCUCUCAAAAGAACCCAUAACAUUAACACAAAUGGAUUUUUAAAAUGAAGGGAAUUCAGUAGCUGGUAUAAAAAAGGUCAUUAAGGCAGCCACUGUGUAAGCUUAACCAGAGAAGAAGCUAAAGCAGACGGCAUGAUGAAAGGCAGAUUGGACGCCACGGCCCGGCAAGCAGACUCGUCCCCACGCCGGCUCCUUCUUUAUACCAAUGUUCCUGGUGCCGACAUGUCCCAGCGUGACGUCCCUGGUGCCAACAUGUCCCUGCAUUGUUUUAUUUUGUAAAUGAUGUGGUCAGUGUGUCUCUGUCUCUUAGUUCCAGCCUCCAGCUCUCUGCUCCACAUUUUCUAUCUAAUGGCUGUAAAUAAAAGAUUCUGGAUUUCCUAACUCAAUGUCCUGCUCUCUUUCAAGGAAAAUUUAGAUGAUGAUUGUGUGUUAAAUUCUAUUUUGAGCAAUUAUUAAAAAAGGUUUUUGGAAUGAA